Molecule: messenger RNA, 8169 nt
Organism: Platichthys flesus (European flounder)
Lineage: Eukaryota; Metazoa; Chordata; Actinopteri; Pleuronectiformes; Pleuronectidae
Gene: xirp1
Product: xin actin binding repeat containing 1
Exons: 8
Coding region: 294-7892 (2532 amino acids)
Biological process (GO): actin filament organization; actin cytoskeleton organization
Cellular component (GO): focal adhesion; stress fiber
Molecular function (GO): actin filament binding
Source: RefSeq, a predicted model, not a curated record
UCAUCACCAGUAUUGGACAGAAAACAACAUAUUACAUGGAUUUAGUUUGUGAUGUGCUUUGCAUAAUAAACUAAUCUAGUCUCACUGUGGCUUUUAUUGGUGUGUCAGAGAAAUGUAUAAGGUAAAGUUAUUGCAGCAAUUCUUCCUAUCCGGAAGGCUUGAAUCACAAGUUGUGAAGGACUUUGCUCACUACAAACUGCUGUGUCUUGUGAGAGAUUCUCUUAAACUCACAAGUCUGCCAGACAGACCGACAUGCACAGGUGACUUCUUCUGCUUCUCUUCAGGGACCAACUAUGGAGACUUUUGGGCUGAGGAGGACCCAGUCCCUGAGGUGUCUGUCUGGGGUUCAGGAGACGUCAUGGGUCAUGCCAGCUUCAAGCCACUGGAACAGGAAGUCUGUGUCGCAGCUGGUGCAACAAUACCAAAGCUGUAGUGACCUACGGAAUUUUGAAAAAGCGGAUCAUAAACUUCAGGUGACAGAAAUCAGUGUGGACAGUCAGCGGGGGAGGACAGAGAGCAGGGAAAACGUGGCCCUCUGGGGGGGGCCAUGUUCUCUCCCAGGAAGAAGCUCCAAUCUGUCCAGGAGUCGCUCCAUGGACUGCCUCCCUCAGAAGGAGUCCUCAGGCACCAAAGCUUUGUGUGCCCUGUUUGAGUCCAAGGCCUCGCUGCAGCAGAAAUUCCACAGCAGCACCAGGCUGGACAUCAAGGCUGCUGCUGGCACUAAAACAAGGGGAGGCUGCCCCCUGCAGGACCAGAGAGGCCAUAACAGCCCGGGAACUACCCAGGCGGAAAGGGGAAAGGUCGUGAAUGGACAUCAGGAGUCUAAGAGCAAAAUGUGGAGAUACUCACACGGUGACAAAACCCGUCUGCCGCCGACUACAGGGGUCUCCCCGACAAGACCAGCCAGAGACAGGAUAUCUACUUCCUCCUCCGUGAGAGAGAGAUCCGCUCUUUAUCUGUCAAGAGCAGUCAUCGACUCCACAGGAGGCUCAACGCAGCCAGAAUCUAUCAGUGCUCCAGCAACAAGGUCGAAAAUCAUUAAGAUGGCUGACGCAGCCAGGAAAGUCAAAGUUUCACAAUCUUCUCGUGAUGAAGAUGACCUCCCUAUCCCUCCACCUCCUCCUGUACCACCUAGACCCCUGGACUAUGAAGGGCCUCCUACAUGUGAUAGCCUCCCUAUCCCACCUAAAGAAACCUUCUCCACGUUCUACCACCAACGGCAGAAGAGUGAACUGAAGAGACUCUUUAAACACAUCCACCCUGACCUACGGGCAAGUCUGGAUGAUGUAGUGGAUGAUGAGAUAAUGGAGGCAGUGCAGUCAGAAAACCCUGAUGCAGCAGAUGCAGCUUAUCAGUGUGAAGUGCAGUCCAUGAGGUGGAUUUUUGAGAACUGGAAUCUGGCCAACAUUGGGGACCCUCAUUCAACCAAGAAGAUGUUGGAUGAUGAGGAGUUAAAAGGCGGAGAUGUCAGAGGCACAUCUUCUAUGUUUGAGCAGAUUGACAGCACCCAACAAAUGUCUGCUAAAAGACAGACCUCUGUCAGAGGUGAUGUGAGAACAUCAACAUGGCUGUUUGAGACCCAGCCCUUAGAUUCUCUAAAUAAAUCUACAAGAGAAGAAGGUGAGCUGGUCGAGGCAGUGCUGAGAGAACCCAUCCAGUCAGGAGACGUAACUGGAACUCGGCUGCUUUUUGAGUCAAAAUCACUGUGUGACUUAGGACGCUGCAACUCCAUAGAAGAUUAUAGCUUCCUGAAACUGAAAUCUGAACUCCAGGAGCAGAAAGGAGACGUCCAGACGACUGUGAAACUGUUCCAGACAGAACCUUGCUGUGCCAUCAGAGACAACAGUGGCAGUAUGCAUGAAAUCAAAUCCAUCUGCAGGGAAGAGAUCAACAGCAAUAACAUCAGCACUGCCCGUUGGCUUUUUGAAACCCAGCCUUUGGACCUGAUUAAUAAGGGAACUGAUGGAGUGAAAAUCAUUCGAGGGAUAUCACUUGAAGAGGGGCACAGAGGUGGAGUUGACCAAAAGAGGUGGAUGUUUGAAACUCAGCCAUUUGGCACAAUACAAGAGGUUGUAGGCGUGGACAAGUUUGAAGGAACAGUGGAUGAAUGCAUUGGAGAGGCGGAUGUUGUCAACAAGAGGACGUAUUUUGAGACACAACCUUUGGCGUCACUGAGAGGAGAUUCAGAUAAAAAAUCUUUGGAAAAGGAAGAAAUAAUUCGAGGGGACAUCAAAACUUCUUUGUGGUUGUUUGAAACUCAACCCAUGGAGACUCUUAGUGAUACCUAUGAAGUCGGGCGUCUGAAGAAAAUUACCCUUUCAGCUGAUGAACAAGGAGAAGUAAAAGGUAGAAAGAGAAUGUUUGAGAGCGGCAGUACUGAGAAGAGCACCUCAUUCAAAAAACAAGAGAUUGAAAAGGGUGACGUCAAGGGAUUCAAACAUCUUUUUGAAACAAUUCCUUUGAGCAAAAUUGCUCAUUCUGAGGAAGAGAUUAUUGAGGAGGAAAAUGCCACCCCAGCAGGAAACAUGAAAGGUAACGGAGCAAUGUUUGAGGCACCUCAUUUAUACGCAAUAAAGGACAGCUCUGGAAACCUCCACAAGGUCACAACAGUCAGCCGAGAAGAAUUAAUCAAAGGCAAGGUUAAAAACUACAAGUGGAUGUUUGAGACCAAGCCAAUAGACGAGCUUGCAGAAGGAAAAGGAAAUGUUGAGGUUAUCAAAGGCAUCACCAGACAAGAGGAUACGAAGGGAGAUGUCAAGAUGGCAAAGUGGCUUUUUGAAACGCAGACAAUAGAUGGGAUCCAUUCUAAGUUCAACCAGACAGAGCAAAAUGUCUCUGUUGAAGAGGAGCCUCAUAUGGGUGAUGUCAAGAAUUGUAAAUGGUUAUUUGAAACACAGUCAAUGGGCAUUUUGUCUAACAAAUCAGAUAAUGUCAAAGAUAAAGGAGCCACUGACAACGCCAAUGUCAAGUCCAUUACUUGGCUAUUUGAAUCACAACCUCUUGACAGCAUUAAAGAUGGGGAGGAGUACAAUUUGAAUCUCUGCAGCACUGUGCAAGACGCUGUUAAAUCAGAGGUUGGUGUUAAAACAGUCAAAUGUCUUUUUGAAACAGAAACCUUGGACAGAAUUAGACAGGAUACAAAUUCAGACAAAGACAUGAGAUGUGUAAGCCUCAUUGACUUCCAGUCAGGAGAUGUCUCACGAGUCAAAGAACUUUUUGAAUCCCAGUCACUUGAUGAAAUAGGAUUAGAAAUGGAGAGAACGUGUGAUGAACAGAGCCAACGUGAACCAAUUGAAAGCGGUUCGGCACAUAAGUUAACUUGGAUGUUUGAGAACUGUCCCAUGAACCUCAUUAAUAAUGAAACCGUUGAUGCAAACCUUCAGGGAGAGAGUGAUGCUUUGAGUGGGGACGUCCAAAACAAAAAGUUUAUAUUUGAAACCUCCUCACUGGACAAAAUCCACAGCGAGCCCCUUGAGCAGAAAUUGGUCCCUGCAGAGGAGCCUGUGAGUAGUGUGGAUGUGAAAUCAAGCACCAUGAUGUUUGAGUCCCUGCCACUUUAUGCCAUCAGAGACAAAGAGGGACUGUUCCACGAGGUCACAACUGUGAAAAAAGAAGAGGUGAUGAGUGCGGACGUAAGAGGAGCGAGGUGGAUGUUUGAAACAAAACCACUUGAUGCUAUCAAGGCAGAGAAUGAAGUAUUUGUGAUCCGAGCCGUCACCCAAGAAGAUGUCAAGAAAGGCGAUGUCAAAUCGGCCAGAUGGAAGUUUGAGACGCAACCUUUGGACUCUCUCACCAGCCACGAGGAGUCUUCUGUCAGGGUCACUGAAGACUUUGGAAGCAGUAACGUGCGGCUUAAUAAAGAGUUGUUUGAAUCUGAACAGUCAUCCAACAAGUUUGUGCGAAUGGUUAGUGUCACUGAUGUCCAACACGGUGAUGUCAGGACCUCCACUUGGCUCUUUGAGAACCAAUCGAUUGACAGCCUUAAAGGUGAACAUCAGGAGCAAGGUCCAGUAAAAACAGUCCACAGAGAAGACAGCCAGAAAGGAGACGUGAAGCGCUGCACUUGGCUGUUUGAAUCUCAAGCGCUAGACAAAAUCAAGGAGCCUGAGGAUACCUCAGAGCAAGGUGUCGAGGAGCAGAUACCGAAAGCUGAUGUGGAGUGCACAACCUGGCUCUUUGAGACCACUCCAUUGGACAAAAUCACUGCCAACAGUGUUUCUGACGCCCUAUCAUAUCUCUACCAAAUGUCCUUUGUUCACUCAAGUGGCAUCAUAAUAGAAGCAAAUGAGAGUAGAAAUGUUAACAUGGCUAAAUAUCUGGUUGAAAGCAAUGAAGGUGUGCAAAUCCAGAAGGAAGAGGUUAUCAAGGGGAACAUCAGGAACAUCAUGUUCCAACUGCUAAUUAAACCAACUCUCAAGCCCCAAGUAACUCUUCUUAGAGAGGUGGAGAAGGGUAAAGUGAACACCACUGUAGUAGAACUUCCGGUCUACCAGUCAGCCACAACAAUCAACCUUGAGAGGGAUCAACGGAUACACAAUAUUGUCCAGAUGAUUGAGGAAGUGCUUGUUCAAGAUAAGUCUUUGAAAAAGGGAAUCCUAAUGCAAGAGACUGCAGGAGGACAAGCAGAGAUGACCGUUUAUUCACUCAUCUGCAAUUAUGAAACAAAAGCCAAGACUCACACCAUAGAGAGAGGAGAUGUGAAGUCUACAAUUGGAAAUCUGUUGUCUACUGCCAAUAGUCAGAGGACCGCAGUGUCGUGCAGAGUCGAUGAAACUGAAAAGGGAAACGUGAACUUGUACAAAAGCUGCAUUGAGAAGGGAGAUCUGCACUACCUUAAAAGUCUUCAUACUGAGUUGUCUGCAGAUGAAGUUGAUUGUAGCCUUCUUGCUAAAGAACAGAUAGAAAUAGUUCAGGGGGAUGUGAAAGAAGCAAAGAGGAGUCUCUGCCAGCCGAAAGAUCAAGUGGAGCGAACCAUUUCCGAUGUUUUGCCAGGAGAUGUAGAGAAUACCAAAAAGGUGUUUUCAUCAGAGUCUACUGUCAGUGUUGACUACUGUGUUCCAAAGGAAGAAAUUAUUCCUGGAGAUAUCUCAUCAGCAAAGCAACAACUUGCAGUAAAGCAACUUGUCAUGGUAGAAAAAGAGGAAGUAGUGGCUGGGGACGUUAAGGCAACAAUGCAGUCAUUAGAACGUGCAAAGCAACUGAGCAUGAGUGUGGAGCGGGAGAUCAUCAAACCUGGAACUAUCUAUGACAUGGAUUUGUCAGCCGAAGGUCCUGAAGUAGGAGAGAGCACAUCACAAAAAGAGAUCAUUAUAUCCGGAGAUGUGAAAAAGGCUAAAAGGUCCCUUGAAAUGGCGAAGCAGCAAAGCAUGCAUGUGGAGCGUGAAGUAAUUGUUCCUGGAAAUAUUUACAACCUGAAUGUCUCCGCACAACAAGAGAGCUCAUCAGUAGUGCAGCAAUCUACGAGUUCAUCCUCCUCCAGAUGUCAGCAAAUCAGGACUUAUCCAAAGGUCAGUGAUUCAGUGAAAGAUCAAGAAAGCCAUAUUCCCUUUGAGGCAUGUCAACAAAGAGCAGUUAUAGUCAGUAAUUGUGCAUCAGACUCACUGACACCUGUUGUAAGUUAUGAAUGCAAUGGCCAAACAACAGAAGAAGAGCGAGAAGAAGUAAUCAGAGGAGAUGUGAGGGCAGCCAUAAGGUCGCUGCAGACUGCAGUGACAGAGCAGAAGCUUCUAGAUAAAGAAGAUAUUGUAAGAGGAAAUGUUCAAUUGGCUCUGCAGUCUCUUGAGAAGUCUAGUGUAAAUGUAUCCAAGGGAGACUAUAAGGCUGCAAUGAUAUACAGGAACUCAGGUAGGACUGGUUCAGGGAGGAGCAAGACUGUUCAAGAGCAGUGUGUUGUGGUGUCUAUGCCUCCAUCUGACACAAAACUGUCUCCUUCAAUUUCAGUAACCUGUGAAGGAGAACCAUCCCUUUCAACACAAAACCCAACACCCAGCCCUGUUGCAAAUGGAAUCUCAAAAUCACCCAGAUCUGAGAGUGUAACUCCACCACCCCUCCUUCGAAAGAUUAGUGAGAAACCACCGGAGCAGAAGCCAUCCUUACCACCAAAGCCUCUAUGGAUGAAAUCAGUUACCGUGGAGGAACCAAAUAUUCCACUUCCCUCCGCUCACAAAUUUGCAGUGAUUCCUCCAAACCACAGCAACACGUUUCCUAUGCCCUUUACGGUGAAAGAUCCAAAUCAAGCAAAUGAACGUCAAUCAAUGGACUCAAAGUCUAAGGAAUUCAAAAAGAAAAAAAUAACAACACCACAUACCGAGGAUAAAUCUGACUGCCAACACAGCACUGUGGAAAUGGAGAGAAAUGUAAUACAGAAAAUUAAUGCAGCUGAGGAGAUUCAGAUGUGUAUGAAGAAUUAUGCAGAAGAAGGUAAACAUGAAAUGAACGUGAGCUUGCACACUGCACUGCAGAACUUUGAACAAAAGGAACGUGAGGCUCUGGACAAUCGAGUCCCUCAGUUAUCCAAAAGGGUAAAAGUAGCAAAUGAUAAUGACAGUAACUAUAGCAACAAAAUCCCAACUCACCAACACAAAUCAAAUCCCGAACAUCCCAAGAAACAACACAGCAAGACUGAGGAUCCAACGUCGGAGACCAAGACUCUGGUUGACGUAUGUCAUUCACAGCAUACUGACCUCAAUGAAAAGCAUCACAAUCUUGAGGAUAAAGUGGUUCUUAGACAAAAGAAAGUGAAAGAGACAGAAGGUGAGCGGCGACAGAGGCUUUCUGUCCACAAGGACGAGAUCAUGAAAGGAAAUGUGACAGCAGCCAUGGAAAUCUUUGAAAAUUUGAGAAAACGAGAGGAACUCAAAGAAAUCCUGUCUAAGGUUGAAGAGAUAGAGGAAGACACCAGCACUGUUGACAAUAGAUCCUUGAAGACAUUUUACAACAAUGUCCCUGAUUGGAUGGAUACACCGAGCACAAAUGCAAAGCAAAGAAAAACACAGCAAAAGAAAGUUGAAGUGGAAACGCAGGAAGAUGAUUUGGAAAGCAUCUCCUCAGUCGAGACUGCGUUUGAAGACCUGGAAAGGGCAAGUAAAGAAAUAAUAAAUCUGAAGCAAGAGACUUUAGCUAAACUUAUUGAGAUUGAAGAGACAAUAAAAAAAGCUUUGUACUCUGUCUCCAAUCUGAAGUCUGAGGCUGACAUUGUAGGAUUGUCAGGACUAUUCGAUGAAUCUCUCAACUCGGAGCAAAACAUUCAACCUACCAACAACAUCAGAAAAAUAAGUAUUGUGUCAAGCAAGGCCAAGGCAGGUCUUACCAAAGAGACCACUGACGUGAAUCUGCAAACGGUUUCGGAUUCUAGUCCUUCCCAGCAACAAGUGCCCAGGCACAAUAAGCCACUCAUCAGACAGUCCUCUUCCCAGUCCUCCCCGUCAUUCAUCUCCAUUCACUCAGCUGCCAGAAAGCCUGCCGAACAACCAAAGCUGCCCGUUUCAACAUUUAAACCAAAAACAGAUGGUGGUUCUCAGGAAUCUGCUGGUGAAUGCUCAAAAACAUGUCCCAGUCCUGCACAACGCAAAGUUAGUGUGCUUGAGGUGAAAACUGUUCCAGAGCAGCCUGCAGGAGUAGUCGGCACAAAGACAGUCAGUGAAACAUACGAAGAGACGGAUGGAUUUGGCAACGUAUUUGUUUCCUCGACAACUUCCACAUUUGUCACCAAACAAGCUGAUGCUAAAUCAUCUGCUCUGUUUGAAGUAGUUGGGAGUCCAACCAGAUACGAAGUCAUGACAUCGCCUUUAAUGCAAAGAUCUGGUCGCCUUUUUGAAGACAAAGUGUUGAGCAACCCCAAGGAGGAGGGGACAGUGUUUGUCACAUUCAGCCAACCGAAGGAAAAGCACUAAAUUAGCCACUUAUCAGACAGUGUAUUUCCCAGUCCUUUUUUUUUUAGGAAUGCAUUUGUGUGUUCAUCUCGUUAUGACAAUACAAAUUUUUUGUUAGUCAUAAUGUUGAUCGAAAAUAACACAAAAUGUUUACUUUUUAUUGAAGAAAAACAUGUCCAAUAGAUUUUAUACUGUAACCAUUUGAUAAAGUGAUAAGUUUUUUUAUUAAAGCUUAGCAUAUAGUUAAUAUUGUAUGUUCUGUUGUGUAAACUGAGAAAUAAAAACAAAAACAGAAAUA